UUUGUUUAGUCCUUCCCCUGUUUUGAGUGUUUUUCUCACCACCUACAUCUGCAACUGCAAGAUAUGCGAUGAAGCUGUCGACGGAGUUCGGAGUGUUUAUACUUUUCUUUUCUGUAUCUUUCUGUUGUAUUCCCGCCUCUAGCCCCGAUUUCGACGCUUUGUUUGCUUUCAAGUUUGCUUCAGACCCCUCUAACUCUCUUUCCUCCUGGUCCAAUUCAUCCCAUCCCUGCUCUGGUUCAUGGGUCGGCGUAACCUGCAGCAAAAACAACCACCGAGUUACCCGACUCGUCCUCGAAGAUCUCAACCUCACUGGCUCCAUUCAAAUUCUGACACAUCUCACUCGCCUCAGACUUCUAAGCCUCAAAAAUAACGCCCUUUCUUCUUCCUCUUUGAACUUCUCCUCCUGGACCAACAUGAAGCUGCUCUUUCUCUCCCAUAACCAUUUCUUCGGUGACUUCCCUGCUGGAAUCUCCCAGCUCCGCCGCCUCCGCCGACUCGAUCUCUCUCACAACGGCUUCUCCGGUCACAUUCCGAUGACUGAAUUGAAUCAAUUGUCCCACUUGUUGACUCUUCGCCUCGAAGCCAAUUCUUUCACUGGAACAUUGUCCUCGCUCGAUGUCCCAGUUGCAGAUUUCAACGUGUCCGGAAACAAUCUCUCCGGUCAAAUUCCGACAUCUCUUUCCUCGUUCGCAGAGUCUUCUUUCACCGGCAACAAGAAUCUUUGCGGCAAGCCGUUACCGUACAAGUGUUUGAAUCGAAUGGUUCUGAGUGAUCCGGUCCCGGUGAGGGCCUCUGAGAGACAUGGAAAAAAAUUAAGUCUUCGAGUUGUACUCGUCAUUGUAAUCGUAGAUGUGUCCGUGGUCAUCGCCAUGAUUGGGGUUUUCUAUUGCUACUGGAAGCGACGCACCAAACAUCAUCAGACUGGUCUGGGUGGAAAGAGACCGAAAGAAAUGAAGAGGUAUGGAUACGAAGAAAGGUACAGAGGAGGAAGGGAGAAUGAUGAAGAAGAGAUGGUCUUCUUUGAAGGAUGCAAACAGGGCCUGAGAGUGGAUGAUCUUUUGAAGUCUUCUGCAGAGAUGCUGGGAAAGGGGAUCCUGGGGACAACUUACAAGGUAGUGAUGGACGGAGGGGAUGUUUUCGUGGUGAAGCGGACUAGGGAAAGGGGGAUAAGGAAAGAAUUUGAUAUUUUUCUGAGAGAGAUAGGUGGGUUGAGACACAGUAAUAUCGUCAGCCUCAGAGCUUACUUCUCUUCCGAAGAAGUGCUUCUUCUGGUGUACGAUUACCUCCCAAACGGAAGCUUAUAUUCUCUCUUACACGGAAAUCGAGGACCUGGAAGAACUCCCCUGGAUUGGAUGACAAGGUUAAAGCUGGCGUCGGACUCUGCUAAGGGUCUUGCGUUCCUCCACAGUGAAUGCAAAUCCAAGCUCCCCCACGGCCACCUCACGUCCUCCAACAUCGUUAUUGAUCAGGCUGGCAAUGCCUGCAUUUCUGACUUCGCACUUCACCAACUUUUUCUCUCCCCAUUGACAUCAAACGGUGCAUACAAGGCACCGGAAUUAAUGCUUAACUACAGCCAAAGGAAAUUCACCAGCAAAUCCGAUGUUUAUAGUUUUGGAGUGAUUCUCUUGGAGAUUCUUACUGGCAAAAUGGCAACAGGGGAAGGAGAAACCAGUCUACCCAUGUGGGUACAACGCGUUGUGCGAGAGGAAUGGACGUCAGAGGUGUUUGAUAUUGAACUGUUGCGGUACAAGGGGUCGGAAGAAGAAAUGAUGGCUCUCCUGCAGGUGGCCUUGCUUUGCUUGGCCCAGACACCACAAGAUCGUCCUAAGAUGAGCGUAGUGCAUGAGAUGAUUGAGGACAUCAGGACGAGGGAAUGUAGACAAGGGGGAAACCAUUCUCCUCUGAAUGACCUGUCUUCUGAUUCAUCUCCUUCUCCCUCAGAAGAUACUCCUAGCUUCACUAGCAGCUGAACCUUGGCUUGUGUGCCGAUGCUUAUUGAUUAAGGUCUUUUUUAAUUGUUUUAAUUCAAUAGGAGCUCCAGGUAGGAGGUCCACCAAUCGACAAAUUGAGUGCAGAUAAUGUUAACCAUCUAGAUCAACCAUAUUCUUCUCAAGAUGAUCCAUUCAUUUCCAUCUAGAAAAACAUUGAAGAAUCUCUCUCUCUCUCUCUCUCUCUCUCCCCUCUUUUGGGCAAAGAAAGAAGUAGCUUCAUUUCUUAUAUAAGAGCUUUACAUAUAAGGAUAUUAACAUUUAAGAAUUUCUUUAGGAGUCUCAUCUAUUGGAGAAUCUA
Messenger RNA from Nelumbo nucifera (sacred lotus), 2289 nucleotides. Its product is annotated as putative leucine-rich repeat receptor-like protein kinase At1g68400. The record is from RefSeq and is a predicted model, not a curated record. Gene Ontology annotation, biological process: protein phosphorylation. Gene Ontology annotation, molecular function: ATP binding; protein kinase activity; protein binding. NCBI's taxonomy places the organism in Eukaryota, Viridiplantae, Streptophyta, Magnoliopsida, Proteales, Nelumbonaceae.